GCAGAAGAGUGGUGCGAGCAGGCAGCAGUCGUUAAAACAAGCGGAGUGCGAGGACGAUUCAGAGCGCUCCGACCUACCUGUAUGUAAAGUGUUCGAUCAUUAUGGGAAGACGUCAAGCAAAUUGCAUACCCGGUUUGGCAACAGACAGGAUUGGCACACGAGGUAACGACUGGGCUGCGAACACGGUUCCACAGGAUGCCACUUAACACCUCUGAACGUGGGCAGAAAGAUUGACGCGAGGAUUAAAAAAGAGCAAAUGAAACAUGGAGUUAGGCAACUUUUGCGAAUACAUAACUAGCAGUUGUUUGAAGACGCGCGUGGCUGGAUUCAAGAACGAUUGCGAUUGUUAAAUGGAUUUAAAUUGAGUUGGCUGUGCACCGUUACGCUUGGCCGUCGAGGUAUGGGUGUAUUUCUGCUAUGCCUCCUUCUACAAACGGGACUUGCCAGCGGGUCGAAUUACGGCUAUGUGGAAUGGUCGGACAACGAUAAGGACCCUGAAAUCAGGGCGAAAUAUGAUGUUUACAGCACUCCCGAUGACACCGAGCUGCUGUUCCACCCGACACUGCCUAGCAAUCCCUCCACCGAGCGCACAGUGGUGGCGCAUAAAAUCGAAGAGGACCUGCCACGGGUGGUCACGGCUUUCUUGCACACGGGAGAUUCUUCGACCCUCGAACAUGUCAACUGUUCGCGGCGUUAUGAGCUAAGCAGCCUCCGCGGUGGCGUUCACGUCGCCUCGCAUUACUCCCUUCACGCCGUGCUCGACACAGUGGCACACGCGGCGAACUUUUUAAACGUCUUUCUGCAAACGGACAAGACGCGGGAGCAAAGCCUGCAGCGAGAUAUCCCGUGGUACUACGCGCUAGUACGGAGCAUGCUGGAGGGGGACCCUAAAAUCCACCGCGCAGUAGUUACAUUUUAUACGGAGUCUACGACGCCUGGCCCACAGGUAUUCCUCCAAGCAGCCAGAACCAACAAGGACAUCGUACUCCAAGACCUUUCUGCCAUCGCUUCCCAUCGCCUUAAAAACAGGACGCCAGAGUCAGAGUGGUUCAAUGAGUUUAGGGACCGCAAAAGACACAACUUGAUCAAAAGCGCACCGGUACGCGGCUUUGAGAACUCACAAGACAGAUACUUUAUUGAUAAAAGUCACAUAAAGUGGUCGGCACCUUACCUUGAGUGCCACCAUGGGAGUUUCGUUCCGCACUGGCUAUUAACACUGUCCACGGGUUUUUACGGUUUAAGGACGAACGCAGCGCCAGAGUUCAGGGGAGUAGUGAGAGUCGAUGUGAAUCUGCAAGAUGUGGACAUUGACCAGUGCUCCAGCAACGGCUGGUUUUCAGGCACCCAUCGCUGCAACCUGACCACCAUGGAGUGCAAACCCGUCGUUGGCCACGGAUUCGUGCUGGACAACUACAAAUGCCAGUGUAGGAGAGGCUUCUACCACCCCAGCAGAGUGGUGCUCAACAGCUUCUCUAAGGCCCACGAGGGUCCCCACAGUGAUGAAGAGCCGGAGGUGUCCGGGAGGUGCCUGCCCUGCCGCGAGGGCUGUGCAUUCUGCCGGGACGACACGCCCUGCUUGGCGCAGGAGGAUGGUAUCCUCCGUCUCGCCGUCGUCUCCUCGCAGGGCCUCUGCGUGCUGAUGACCUUUGGCACUAUGGCAACGGUCUACCACUACCGACGGAAUAAGAGAAUUAAAGCCUCUGGUCUUAUUCUAAUGGAAACCAUCCAGUCUGGAGCUGUGCUUCUCUAUCUUCCUGUGAUGAUACUUUACUUUCAUCCAAGCGUGUUGCGAUGCAUUCUGCUGAGAUGGCUGCGCCUCUUGGGCUUUGCAACCGUGUAUGGAACAGUGAUUCUCAAACUGUACCGGGUGUUGAAGGUGUUCCUGUCGCGUACAGCUCAGAGGGUCCCAUACAUGACAAGCUGGCGCGUGUUGCGGCUGCUGGGCGCCAUCCUGCUGGUGGUUCUCUGGUUCCUUGUGGCCUGGACUUCGGCCAUGUGCCAGAGCCGCGAUGCCCACCUUGCCCUCAUUGCCGUGGGGGUGACGCCAGAUGGCCUUCAGUUCAGCAUGUGCCUGCUCGACUGCUGGGACUACAUGAUGGCUGUGGCGGAGUUCCUCUUCCUGCUAUGGGGCGCCUACCUGUGCUACGCCGUGCGAACUGUGCCCUCCGCCUUCCACGAGCCACGCUACUUGGCAGUCGCCAUCUACAACGAGCUCCUCAUCUCAGCAAUCUUCCACAUCAUUAGGUUCUCACUGGCUCCUGGACUGCAUCCAGAUUGGAUGCUUAUGUUAUUUUUUGUCCAUACUCAUUUGACUGUGACAGUGACACUUGGCUUGCUACUUCUCCCAAAGUUUCUAUCCUCUGGGACUCACAUGCAGGAGGAUAUCACUACCGAGCCCUAUGAGGAGGAGCUGGACAUGGGUCGAUCUGGCUCCUACCUGAACAACAGCAUUACCUCUGCCUGGAGCGAGCACAGUUUGAACCCUGAGGACAUACGAGAGGAGUUAAAGAAGCUCUAUUCUCAACUAGAGAUCUACAAGGGGAAGAAGAUGCUGGCCAACAACCCUCAUUUGCAGAAAAAGCGUAGCUCCAAGAAGGGCAUUGGACGCUCGAUCAUGAAACGCAUUACUGAAAUCCCCGAGACAGUGAGUCGUCAGUACAGCCGCGAGGACAGGGACGUCAGUGAACAUGGCAGCAAUCGCAGCACCCUGCGUGGAAACCUGUGUGAACCUCCCCACGGUGGCAAGUCCAGGGAAGAAUCCUUGAAGAGCAAGGUAUUCUCUCUGAAGAGAUCCCAUAGCUACGACCACACAUGCGACCAGGGGGAGGGCGCAAACAGAGCUCCUGCUGGCAAAACGGAGAGCCUGACCAGCGAGAUGUCUCUGCUGGACACUCUGAUGGGCAGAAGGUCUACAAAGAAUAACCCUGAGGUGCCCAAAGUUGAACCUGCUGAAUCUGCCGAGUCCGUCCCCCUGGUAUGCAAGUCAGUCAGCGCACACAACCUGGCAGCAGACAAGAAGCCUGUGCACCUCCGAACUUCAAUGCUGCAGAAGUCUCUGAGUGUCAUUGCCAGUGCCAGGGAGAGGACAUUGGGUCUUGCAGGGAAGACCCACAGCAUCGAGGAUGCUAGCAAAAAGGGGCUCAAGGCCAGAGACACCAGGAUGCUCUCAGGAGUGGAUGAAUCCCCUGAAGGUUUCCCAAAGAUGAUCAUUAGCCAGUCGGUUGAGUACACCAAGACUGCGGGCAAAAUGGGGAUCAUGAAACAGCAGGUGAGUGGAAGUCAGCCUUCCAUUUGCUCCGAACCAAGCAGGAGCAAGGACCUGUAUGACCUUUCUGAGGUUUGCCCAUGGGAGAUGGAGGAACUGGCCACUCUGUCAGAGGGGAAAAGCCAAAAGCAUGUCUCCAUCGCCCCAAAUGAGAGCACCACAGUCCAUGGGAGUGUCUCCAAACGUGGACGGUCUCAACACAGACAGAGGACAGUGGUCCAGUCACUGUCAAAUCGUCGCCGCUCCAGAGACAAGGGUGGCAGUAGGGAGGAAGGGUGCGACAGGCAUGAAGGAAGGAAACCCAGAUCACCCCUUAACCUGAUGGCCCACAAAGCAGAUGUGUGUCCUUGGGAAUUCGAGGACACGCCUUCCAAAGCAAUAGAGUCUGCAGGUCUGUCCCCUGAGAGGACCAGACGCAAGAAAAGUGUCACUCCCACAGAUGGAAAUCCCAAAAUUAUCCUCUCAGACAUCUCGAAGUCCACUGGAAGCCUUCUGCAACCCCCAGCAUUAAUGGUGGACAUUUGUCCUUGGGAAUAUGAUCAAUUACCAUCCCCUAGCCAGGAGAAAACCUCUAGCCCCACACAGCAGUCAAAGAGAAGGGACUCUGGCUCAAAAAGGAAAGGUUCCUGCUCAUCUAAGGGUAAAGGCAAGGUUAAAGAGGACAGUGGGCAAAUAUGCAAAAGCAGGGAGAGAAGAAGUUCUUCAGGCAGACCUUCAGAGAAACGGCGGAUCAGCCAAACAUCAGAUAGUGGCCAAGUUACCAUGACAGCAUCUGGCAGGAGGAGAAGCUCGACACGAGAGGCUGAGAUAACUGAUAGUAAGCCUGCUGAAGUGUGCCCCUGGGAGAGCGAGUGCGUGCCAAGUGUCACCUCAAAGGACCAACGCUACUCAGCAAGGGAUAACUACACAGCUUCUCAAACAACAGCAGCCAGUAAUGUCAGCAUGGCGGAGGUGUGUCCUUGGGAUUUUGACGAGUCAUUAGAAAAUAGCGCAUGACACGUUUGCACAUUAUAUUACACACAUUAUAAGGAUAUUUCAUUAUUCUUGAAAAGCUCUACUGAGUCUGUCCCUGUGAUAACUGAAGGUCAUGGAAGGUCAUGGUUUGUGUAUCUGAGGAACUGCCUUCUGUUUACUCUUGAUUGAUUCUUUUUUUUUUUUAAAGAAAAACAUGAUUCAUUCAGAAAUAUUACGUUGCUAAAUAUCUUUGUGUUGUGUUUAUCAACAUGUUGCAUCAUAAACACUUGAAACAAACUCCUAUUAUUGUCACUUUGUUGACAUUCCUUUUGAGAUAUUAAUUGAGAUAUAUUAAGUUAUUGAUUCAAGCUCAGACCAUUACAAGCCAAUAUGGAAGUGUUUGAGCAUGUUGUUUAUAAUUAUACUCUCUAAACAGCAAAGCAAUUUUAGGGGCCUUUAGCUUUAUAUUGAAUCUUGGGUAGGGUCACCGUGUUGUUGCACUUAUGUCACAAUUUCCAUUUAAAUCUAAAGCUGCUUCCAUUCCAACCAAGCAAACAUGAACAAACUCGAGAUGGUGUUGAGAUGAUGGUUUUUGGGAAGUCUCCAAAAUGAGACCCCAUCAUUGGUCCUUCAGGCUUGGACUAAUAGCAGACUGAUGCUAUGUUUGGAAUAGUUCAUGUGCAUACCCUAUAGCUCAGAGAAGAAUUUAUGUAGUUCACUAAGUCAGAAUUGGCCAGUCAAACAAAGCAGCAGUUUAGGAUUAAUGAAUGCAGUGGAUUUGACAGCUGAAGGCUUUGACCAGCUAGCAGUUAACAUCAAGUGACUGAGGAAAAAACUUCAUGGCUAUAGAGCAAAUUAAAUUAGCUACAUACCCACAAGAUAUCAUGUUUAAAUUGGCAAAAAUGGAACGAGUUAAGCCCCUAAAAUUAGUCAUAUUUUAAGUAGCCUCAUUGCCUACUUAAUUGAAUGUGCCAUUUUCAGAGUUUACAAAUUAUGACUCCUCUUUUUUUGAUUCAACACCUCUAUGUUGAAUAUGGUUUAUCUGUACAUUACAAUCUGCAGGGAACUUUACUGCCUAACAAUUUGAACACCAAUACACAAUGGCUUACAGUCUAUACAGUGCAUCUCUUCAGCAGGGAACGAUUCCAAACACAUCCUGAGAUGCUAUGUUCAGUAUGCCUCAACUUUACUUGUAAGCUGUUUGAUUGAAAAUUACAUUGCAAAACACAAGAGCAAAAUAUCUGAAAUAUCAGAAUAAUGAAAAGUUCUUACCGUUACAAAUUAAGUGCUUAUUAUUUUAUUGAAAUUAAACAAAAUGUAAUACACUGUGCACAAUAUACAUUUUUGUUUCAUUAUAAAUAACUUUUGGUAACAAAAGUAAUCUAGUAGCCUCAACAUUUGAUCAUUUCUUUUAUGUAACCAAAUAAUUAUUACAUCUUUAAAACAACCUGGUGAAUAUCUGGAAAAUGUCCACAUUUGCUUUUCCCAUAAUAGACUGAACAUUUUAUUUAUGCUCAAAAAUUAUUCCACAUAACAGAAAAAAAUCUUCAAAGGUGAAAUAGUGUCAAGUACUUUUAAUAUUCUUCAAUGAGUAUUUAGUGGCAAAUAAGGACAAAGAAAUAUUUGUGGAAUAUUUGUUAAUGUUGAUUAAGGAACUGCAUGAAUGCACUGAUUUGUUGUGCUGUUGUUGAUACAGUAUUGCUUUACCUCUUACUCAGCAACGUCUACUUGAAUACUGUGAUGUGGUGAUUUUUGCAUCAGUAUGAGUUACUGUAAUAACAUGUGUCCUCCAACCAGUGAUUGCUGUAUGCUAGUUACAGUGGCUUCUGUAUGACAGUGAAUCUGUAGGUCUGUCUCUCUGCAUAGCACACAAAAUCCCUGAUCUUUUGGACUAUUAAGAGACUCCCUUGAGUGUCCAGUGGAAAAGAUCCUUUCCUAUUGUGGCAUAUCCUAAAUAGCAAGCUGUUGCAUCUAGCCUGAGCCCAUCCUAUUGUCAAAUUAAUAUUGUACUCUUCUGUGAUGGUAUGGACAUGAA
Electrophorus electricus (electric eel) is the source of this 6254-nucleotide messenger RNA. RefSeq names its product G protein-coupled receptor 158b (gene gpr158b). The record is from RefSeq and is a predicted model, not a curated record. Gene Ontology annotation, molecular function: G protein-coupled receptor activity. Gene Ontology annotation, cellular component: membrane. Gene Ontology annotation, biological process: G protein-coupled receptor signaling pathway. Lineage: Eukaryota; Metazoa; Chordata; Actinopteri; Gymnotiformes; Gymnotidae.